UGUUUGUGUAUCCAGCAGGAUGUAGAUAUGUAAUAGUUUGCAUAUAUUAAACCUUGUGACAAACUAUUUGUGGGACGUACUUAUUUGUUAACAAACUUGUGUAUGGCAAGUAACAAUUACAAAACAUAUCUUCAUUAAAUUUGCAUUAUUUGCAAAUUGCAAAAUAACUCAACUUUUGUUUAUUCUACUAUGAAAGGUUUUACAAAGCACUGUUAUCAAUUAAAUUCUUUACCCAAUAAUUGCCUACUUGCUCUUCAUUUUCACAAUAAAACUGGGACGCAACGACUAAUUUCUGUAAGACCUUAUUUAGGGUUGAAAAAUAUUGUUCGAAUUUCAUCACUCUCGGAUUUUAAUGAACUAAUUCCUUGAGAGAAUUCGAUGCCGAAAAAUAUAAAAAAACGAGGUUAAUUGUUGAAUCACAAGUUUUCACUUCGACUACUAAACUGUAAGUUCUGUGCAAAUUGGAAGUAAAGAAUUUUUUCUAUCUCCAAUCAACUGAAAAAUUCCCUAAAUUAUCUGAAUAAUCCCACAAAAAUGGAUUCCAACGGUUCGCACAAAUUGGAUUAUAAUUUAUUAGGGAGAUUUCUGGGAGCUGGUUCCUUCGGUUACGUUUUUAAGAAAAACAGCAGUGUUCCAACCGCAGUAAAAAUAAUCUUCAAAGAAGAAGUACAUCAGCAAGAACUAAAUCGUCAAAAUGAACCACACAACAGGGGAGAUGACGCCUUGUCAUUACUUCACGAAUACAAUAUUAUGGAAGAAUCAAAAACCAGUCAUCCCAACAUUGUCAGCAUUUUCAAAUGCGGAAAACUUGUCAUAACACUAAAUGAUAUUGGAGAACUGACAAAGGUUUCCGACACCAUUGACAACGAAGACGCUCAGGAGAAGCUAGAAUUAUUACUAAUUAAAGCAUCCCGUGGCACACCUUUCACUUUGUUUACUAUCGAAAUGGAACUAUGCGGACAAAACUUGAGAUCUUGGUUACACUCAAAUUCACACCGUAAGUAUGACUUACCCGAACUGAUUGUAGCCAUGACAAGACCAAUACCAGAAGAACGAUUUAAGGAUAUUGAGAAUUUGGUGUUUUCAACAAACGAAAACUACUAUUUCGUCCCAACACAGGUAGAAAUAUUACACUCUGUAACCUGCACUCAAGAGAUAGCAUCAAUUCUUGAAGCAGAUAACGGCACCAGAAAGUUAGUGAUAUCUCUCAUCAAUAACUCUUACGACGAAAUACUCGUAACAAAAAGUAAUAUUGAAUUAAUUGGAGAAAGUCAGGAAGGAGUUAUUAUUGCUGGCAUUAAAAUUGGCGCCAAUGCCAGUAAAGUUUCAAUCAUGAAUCUUUCCAUCGCCUUAGACCAUCAACUUCUCAUCGAAUAUGGCUCGAGUUACAACCUUGUCAAGAAUGUCAGAUUUCUCGGAGGCAGCAAUAAAAAUAGAAACAUCUGUGAAAUUAGGGGGACCCGAAACGUAGCGAAGCAAUUGUCCUUUGGUAAUGUUGCAGAAACUGCUAUAGGAACUUCCGGUUUUUACAACUCAUUCCAAGACGUCGUAAUUGAACGGGCUAACAUUGCAGUUCAUAUUAACGGGGAAGGAAUUCGGUUGAAGAAUGUCGUUUGCAAGGACUUCAUUGAAAAUGGGAUCACUACAUUCAAGUCAAAUUCCAUUUUGGAAGAUUGCGUAAUGCGUUCGAAGAGAAUUCCUAAAAUUACUUGCAAUUCGAGAGAUAUUACCAACGUGAACAUGAGCCCUUGCGGACUUUCUGGCUGGGCCGGAUGUGAUGGACUCUUCGCAGCCGGUUGUAUUUUUGAAGGGGUGCAGGUCAGAUAUAAUUGCGCGGUGCGGUUAGAAAAUGUUGCGUGUGGAAAGGUUACAUUACUUCAGGGAGAACGGAAUAAGGUUACGAAUUGUUGGGGUAACGUUUUUUAUGAUGUUUCGUCAUCAUCGGAAAUGAUUGAUUGUCAUUUUGGGGAGAUAUUUAAGGGGAGAAUUCCAGAAGAGAGGAUUGUUGUUGCAACUUCCAAGAUUGAAGAUUUUGCGUAAUUUUGACGUUUAAGCACAUCAGACUAAGGUUAGAACUUAUUUCAAAAUAGCGGGGAACCUGCAAUAGGAUUAGCGGUAGAACUUUGGCAAUUUUCUUGUACAUAUUAACUAAACUAUUUUUAAUAUGCGAUUAUGUUUUAUACCAGGAUAGCAUAUUUGUGACGCCUAAUUGUGCUCAAUUAUUUAGCUAAGCCUAUUUAUUAUAAAUUGUAAUGAACAAUUUUCAAAUCAGGAUCAGAUGCAAUUCAACACAUCAACUAGUUUCCGUCCAUUAUUAUCAGUCGCAAUCGUCGGAUAAUUUUUCUGAGAACCUAUUUGUCCAUAUAUAAUUUAAAUAAUUUCGUCAUUGGCAACAAUAGCAAAACCGUUGUUUAAUAAAAAGAAGAGGAUGGUGUACAACUUUCCGUUCACAAAAUUUUAUUCUACUGCUAGGUAACCUUUCAGAAUUUUUUGCGGCUAAGAAUACUGGACGAACAGUAGGUUUGAUUAGUUAGGUCGUUUACGAAAUACUUCGGUGUAUACAAUUAUUGUACUGGACCAGUGAGACAGGUGUAUGUCCAAUAAUUAGACCUCUUGAGCCACCUAAUGGGUCACGCGGCAACCUCAUUAAACAAUUUCAUGUCAAAGAAACUGUUCCAAGCCGUAUACAAAAUGCAAUGUUUUCAUGAAAAGUGCAAAAUAUGCUCGGAGGCAGAUUGAAAAGUUGGGUCAAGUCGAUAAGCACGGCAGCAGAUUUAACUUAGUGUCUGUAUUCAUUUCUCUUAAUGAAGUAGAAAUAACUAAUAGACAAGUUUGACAGGUAAUACAUUAAGACCUGCAAUGAGUAAAUAUAUAUUUUUAACAACAAUAAUAAAUUGUUAGUAAUUACAAAUACCAAAUAAUUAUUUUUUGUAAUUUAAUAAUUUUAAUAAUUUAAUAAUUUUAGUAAAUACUUAAAACUGUUCUCCAAAGGAAAGAGAGUUGGUAAUUUUUAAUUCAAAAUCAUUCUAAGAAUUAUUUAACAAAAUUCCGACGAAUUUUGAACACUUCUCACCCAAAUUGUAUCCAUGUUAUAUAUUUCGUGCAUGUAUACAAAAAACUUAUAUUUCAUAAAACUACAGAAAGAAUAAAUUAUUGCCUUCAUUAAGAUUAAAUAACUGCAACAUUAAGUUCAUUAUUAAUUUAUUUAAUGACUAACACAUAUAAAUGAACAUAAUUAGGUCAGUAGUAAGUGACAACAAAUAUAGAUAUUAUGUACGUAAUCAUAGUAUUUUAACAAUUUGUGACAAUAUGGAUCUUUACAUAUUAUAACUAAUAUAAUUAUCGCUUAUUUUGGAAGUAAUGAAUACCUAUUAAGAUGAUCAAUAAGAUAUAAGUUUUUGACAAUUUUUAUAAAUUAUAAUCCAUGAAUCUGUUUCAAUUAAUUUUCUUACUU
Molecule: messenger RNA, 3454 nt
Organism: Folsomia candida
Lineage: Eukaryota; Metazoa; Arthropoda; Collembola; Entomobryomorpha; Isotomidae
Exons: 4
Coding region: 535-2040 (501 amino acids)
Source: RefSeq, a predicted model, not a curated record